This is a messenger RNA of Penicillium argentinense, 4512 nucleotides long. Its product is annotated as CCR4-NOT core ubiquitin-protein ligase subunit MOT2. The transcript is spliced from 5 exons. Gene Ontology annotation, molecular function: nucleic acid binding; ubiquitin-protein transferase activity. Gene Ontology annotation, biological process: protein ubiquitination. The record is from RefSeq and is a predicted model, not a curated record. Lineage: Eukaryota; Fungi; Ascomycota; Eurotiomycetes; Eurotiales; Aspergillaceae. Gene Ontology annotation, cellular component: CCR4-NOT complex. Bases 1 to 4512 code for a protein of 1503 amino acids.
AUGUCCAGUCGCCAACAGAUCGAUUCCGUCAUCGACGACGAUGAUGAGUUCUGUCCGCUCUGCAUCGAAGAGUUCGACCUGUCCGACAAGAACUUCAAACCGUGUCCUUGCGGUUAUCAAAUUUGCCAGUUCUGCUACAACAAUAUCAAAACCCACAGCGAAGAGGGUCGAUGCCCGAAUUGCCGUCGUCCGUACGAUGACAGCACGAUUCAAUACAAGAUCCCCGACGCCGAAGAAUUCAAGGCAGACCUGGCAUUGAAGCACCGCAAAGCAGCUGCAGCAAAGAAAAAGGAAGCCGAGAAGCGUGAAAUUGAGGCCUCCAGUCGAAAGAACCUGGCAGGUGUUCGUGUGGUGCAGAAGAACUUGGUCUAUGUUAUUGGGUUGAACCCCACGAUCCGUGAUGAGAACCAGCUACUUCAGACACUUCGCGGAAGGGAGUAUUUCGGCCAAUAUGGUGAUAUUGAAAAGAUUGUGGUCAGCAAGGCCAAGCCUGGCGGUAACCCCCAUCAAGGGAUUGGUGUCUAUGUCACAUUUUCGCGCAAAGGUGAUGCUGCGACUUGCAUCAACGCCGUGGAUGGAUCGGCGAAUGGUGACCGCGUGUUGCGCGCGCAAUACGGAACGACCAAGUAUUGCUCGUCCUUCCUACGCAACGAGCAAUGCAACAACCGCAACUGCACGUUCUUGCACGAAACCGGCGAAGAUAGUGAAAGUUACACUCGAUCCGACCUCUCUUCCAUGAAUACGUUGUCCAGCCAGCGCCAGAACCAAGCGCCGCAUGCCUCUCACCCCCGUCCCAAUCAACCGAUCUCCCACCAGAUGCGCCGGCAGCCUAGCAAAGACGACUCAAUCAGCGGACGUCAGCCCAUUCCCGAUGGCCCUGCUCUCCCUUCCUCCGCCAGCUGGGCAAACAAAGAUGCUACCAUCAGAACCAGGCGGACAAGCUUGACCGGAAGUCAGGCAUCGCAAAGCCCUCGGCCGGCUAGUGUGAAUGUCGCAACGGCUACCGAGGAGUACAAGCGCCCUGAAAAGCCGUCCCCCGUUGCGCAGGAAGCUCAGCGGGCAUCCACAUCAGAGGCACGAUCUUCUGCUCACCCCCGCCCCCGUGACACGAAAACUCCCUCCGAAGUCGCAUGGGAGAAUGUUAUCAAAGAUUUCUUGUCACCCGACUUCCGAUUUGUUUUCUCAUCUGUCGACAUCCCUGAAGACGAACUCAACUUUAUCCAAAACUAUCCCUCUUUUAUCGAUCCGUAUGGUGGCGUUAAGCGCCGAGCGAUGCGAGAGAAAGCCGAGCAAGAACGCAUAAAACAACAACAAGAGCUUCUCCAGUCUACUGCUACGGAAGAGGAUAGCCGUGAAGCUGGAAGCCUUCAGCUGGGAGGUGAGCCUGAAGAUGCGAACCCCCCGCGCGGUCGACAGACCCGUGAAUCCCACGGCGCGAUUCAACCACCUUCUCAGCAAGGCACGGCUGACAACUCAACUGUUGGCUCCCCUGUCUCUGCUACCAGCCACCAGUUCCAAGGUUUGAAUUUGGCUGGCCGAAGUUUGACCCCGCUCCAACAGCAGCAAUUGAUGCUUCUCAAAUCUGCUGGAAAUCAACAAGCCGGUUUAUCUGAUCCCCUGGGCUCCGCCGAUCUCGAUCAAGCCGCACAGGUGCGCCAGGGUCUUCUGCACAACCAAAUGGCACAGAUCAACGCCCUGCAGGCCCAGAACCGCCAAUCCUCGCGCUUUGGCUUUAACGAGGCUGGAUCCAAGAAUAUCAGCAAUGCCCGCAUGCUGAGCCAGAUGCAGUCCGGGACGCCAAACCCAUUGUCUGCGCCAAGCCCCCAGCACACCCUUGCUAGCGGCUUCUAUGGCAGUGGUGUCCAGGGCCCACCUCCUGGCUUGAAGACCGCAGGAACUCCUCCAAUCAGUGGAGGCGGUAUGUUUGCGCAGGGGCAUGGAUUCACCGCCAAUGCUAACCUGGGCGGACUUGGCGGAAACAUGGGAAAGCAAGAUGCAACCCCCGAACUGAUGCGUGAAUUGCUGCGUGGCCGAAGCAGCGCAAGCGGUGUUGGAGUACAAGGCCAGGAGGCCGCAAAGCGUGAGUUCAUGUUCCCUUUUCUUCAACAGCACCAAACCCCACCUCCCCUGACUCCCGUCAACGGCCUUCUCAGCUCUUUCUAUGGGUCCCAGGCAGGCGCAACACCUGAAGCGGGUGGCCCACAGAAGCAGAAGAAGAAGGGGAAGAAGCACAGACACGCUAACACUUCCUCCGGUGGAGGCGGUGUAGUAGAUCUUGCGGACCCGAGCAUUUUGCAGGCGAGAAUGCAACAAGUUAACGGCAAUGCUACUGCUGGGCAGGCGUUGUACGGGAGCCAGGGCCAAGUUAAUGAGGAUUUCCCGCCUCUAGGGAGCUCCUUGCAAGAAAACAAAUCGGUCGACACGUUUGGAUUUCUCAAGUCUCAGCGUCCAAAUGACUCUGCUGGUCGGGUUGGCACGCCGACUCUCCCCCCGGGACUCCCACUGCCGCAGGGCCAUACUUCGUCCUCGAUUUUUCAGGAGCAAUUGAGUUCCCCUAAAGCAUCAUCGCCUGCUCCGAUGCUGCCCCCGGGUCUGGAAACCGGCUUUUCACGUGCAGGUUCUCCAACGCAAAAGAACAACUCCGGAUCUGAGACAACCUCACGCCGUGGAUCCCUAUCGACGCGCCCCAGAGACGCUUCUCAGAUCUCCUUUGGCUCCCCUGUUGCCAAAUCAGCUACUAGGGCUCGCAGCAACAAACUAAAGCUGUCAGAUACCACUGCUGAGGAAAAGCUAGCCAAACCAAGCCCGAUCACACUCAACACGUCCUUGGCCGCCCAGGACAAUGUCCCCGUCAAAUCCGAGCGCGCUCUUUCUGGUACUUUUGCCUCUGUUACCGGUUCAGGCUCUGCUGUUGGCUCGCGGCCCAACACCCCUCUUACAUCCGCUUCCCGCGCUUCCGACUCACCCGCUCCUCGCCAACCGCGUAUUCUUCGCGUGGUAGAGACCCCCAAGCCCGAAGCCCCCUCCCCUAUCAGUACUACAGCAUCGGUGCACCCUUCCACUGCUGGCGCCGAAAAGUCUCGGCCUCGACGACAUAGUGUGUCUUCCAACAGCCGUUCGGACACUGACUUCGAUGCUUCAACCACUGCCACUGCCUCUCGUGCAACUUCUCCUCACACCUCUUCCCGCAUCGGCUCUGCGCCUGUUCGCUCGGUGACAAAGAGCCAGGCCAAAAAGGACCGACGCCAGAAGGCGAAGGAGGCCGAGGCUAAGAAGGCUGCCGCACCCGUUGAGGAGCCUGUUCAAGCCCCGAUCCUGGGAAGAAAGCGCAAGACCAAGAAGGCGCCUGCUGCUUCUUCCGAAGUGGCAGAGCCCGCCACGAACACUCCUGUCGAAACCCCUAGUCCUGUCAAAGCGGCUGCUCCCUCGCCCAAAAAGCCUGAGCUCAAGGUUGAACCGCCCAAUUUAAAGGAGAAGGAGCGAACUCCUGAGAUCAAACCCACCCCCAUCGAAGAGCCUCCUCGCUCGGAGAAGCCUGUCCCGGAGGAACCGUGGCGCUCCAACAAUACUUUGUCCCAGCUGAUCAAGGAUGCCGAGGAGAGCGGACGCUCUGUCAAAGAACUUUUCGCGGAACGGACUAUGACGCUUCAUGAGUUGCUCGCCCAGAUGCACAAAGCCUGCAUCCUCGACCUGAAGAAGAGUUCGCUGUUCAAUCCCGCCAAUAUCAGCCAGCGAACUGACAUGAAGUGCAACGCUCGUGAUUAUGAUCUUCUCAAGCAACCUAUUGAGCUUACCGAAGAGCACCGCAAGACUCUGUUGCGUGGUCAGCCCAUUCGCCUCGGUGAUGGUGAGCUGAAGAGCCGCGUUUUGAUCACUCCUCGUGGUUGUGUUCUUCGUCACCUGGAACCAGAGGAGGAAGAACGCUAUCUUCUGCUGGAAAAGCGUCGCAAUGGAGCUGUGGACCCCUCCGUCGUGGGCGAUGACUCCAGCAACAUUAACGGCGGCCUGGACGCGCUGUUCGCAACUCCUGAGAAGUACAACGUCUGCUGGGUGGAUGAUAACCUGGCCAACAUGUCGACGUCUGCGACCAGCACUCUCGACGCAUCCGAGUCCGUCAUUCCCCCCAACGUUAUGUCCGCCAUGGAAGCCGACAGCACUCGUAGCCAUGACUGGGCUGUCGCUCACUCUGCCGAGCUCCUGCAGACCACCACCGCUGCCGUCCGCAACUUCGCCGCUGCUACCGCUAAGCAAAUGCUGGGCACUGCUGCCCUGCCCGGUAGCAACCCGAGCCUCGACGAUGUUGCCGCUAUGACCAACGAGGAGCUUCGUGAGCUCGCCGGCAAGUCGCAGAAAGAUCUCGAGACUACCCGUAAGGAACUCGAAUCCCACGACAAGAAAUUUGCGGCUCUUCUUCGACGCAACAAGAAGGUUCAGCAGCAGGCUCUCGCCAUGGCGGAGAAUGCCGAUGAUCAAGCCAAGUCCAAGUCCGCCGAAGAUCGCUCUGACGUCUAA